AUGAAAACCCUGCACCUGUUGCUGAUACUGCUGCCGCUGCUGCUAUGGCUCUCCCUUUGUGUGGAAGGUAUCAGGAAAAGCGCGAACAGAAAAAAGGAAAGCAGUUUAAUAAAAACAGCUCAGAAAAAGCUUUGUCGAUUUAAACGCCGAUAUGAAAAAUCAUUCAAAUUGAAGGAAGACGAGGUGCUGGGUAGGUACGAACUGAAAGCUUACUUCUUCUUUGAUGAAUCCUUCGAAAAAAGAUUCAAAUGGAAUUUGUAUUACAAAUUCUGCAAAAGCAGUAGAAGUGGCAUCUGCGAUUAUGUUAAGUUACGAAGGAGAUUCGAAAAAUGGUACGGGGACAAAUCCUUUUCGAUCAAAAAAUACAUGUCUCAAGUGACCUUAGUUUAUAAUCAGUUCUAUAGUAAGUACUCUAUACUGCAGUUCGACUUGACCUUAGAUCCCCAGGGCGUUUUAAAAAUUUCGAAAAUACCUAACUUGUCCGAUAUAUUAAUGGAAUCCUUGAAUGAGAUGAUUACUCGACAGAAGCUGAAACCUCCAUCGGACAGUCCCUCCUGGCGGCUAUCCUUUAACUACGUUACCGGGAUGAAGAAGCUCGUUGCGAAGAUCCCUGCGCAGGUCCCAGGCAUGAAUUUUUACUUCUUCUUCGUCAUCCCAGCUUAUAAAUACUACUACUCACGCUUGUUUACGGACAUCGGAGACAUCUUCUUCAAAUACGAGUGGGGAAUUCGAAAGUACAAUGUUGGCUACUUCACCAUGGAGGCUAUGUAA
Messenger RNA from Plasmodium inui San Antonio 1, 771 nucleotides. RefSeq lists its product as hypothetical. Lineage: Eukaryota; Apicomplexa; Aconoidasida; Haemosporida; Plasmodiidae. The coding region runs from base 1 to 771 and encodes 256 amino acids. The record is from RefSeq and is a predicted model, not a curated record. The transcript has 2 exons.